Molecule: messenger RNA, 5453 nt
Organism: Mytilus trossulus (common blue mussel)
Lineage: Eukaryota; Metazoa; Mollusca; Bivalvia; Mytilida; Mytilidae
Exons: 12
Coding region: 110-2884 (924 amino acids)
Source: RefSeq, a predicted model, not a curated record
UGUCUUUGACUAUCUGUGUUUCGGUUGCUAAACAACGCGAUAUACCUGUACAGGUUAGCUGACAGUUUCAUCCAGGAUCAGCAACCUCGGUGCGACAUAGUUGUGAGCGAUGAAGAAAAUGGCGGGUCUGUAUACCCCGCUUUGUCUACUGAUGAUAGUUUCAUGGACAUAUCUUGUUGAUUGCGCCGCUCCGGCAGAACUUACACUUGAUGUCAAUCUUAAAACUGGAUUUGAUGAGGUUGAAGUAUACAUUGGUGGUAUGACUAAAAUGGAGGUCAAAGUAGCAUUUCCGGUAGGAACGACGAGCGCCGUUAGUAUAGAGCUUUUGCCGUCUACAAAUGUGACAAUUAUGGCGUUAGGCGAAAUAAUAGUUACUGAUGCCUCUACAACAUAUGUCACGAAGACUGGUUCCAGUGCAAUAGUCCGGCACAUUACUGAUGAAACAUUAGGAAAAAAUGUACAACUGUCGACUCGUGCUGUGAUUGAUUUAGGAGACGUUACUGUCAGUAACAACGUUGGAGAUGAGGCCGACUAUGCUUAUCUUAUCACAUUUGAAUCGUUCGUUGUGUCCACAACCGGACUGACAGACAACGAGACACACUGGGUCAGUGCAGGUGUUGAAUAUGACAACAGUAAUAGUAUCUGGGUAGGACAGAUUGCCCACUACAUCAGAACUGCAACACAGGCCAAUGGGAAGACACCAGCUUUUUCCAUGGAAAAUGUGACAGAAAUAAAGAUGAUGUCUUUAACCCCAGUUGCAUUUGAAGCCUGGGUACCAUACCCAAACUCAUUCAUAGCUGUCGAAGCUAUAUCACUGUCAACUACGAACGAUCAUCUCCGUGUUGUGUCAUUGAAAUGUAUUGCAAGCGGCGGAACAACCAAUUACGAAUUCUAUGACACUACUAGCGCCGAGACAUUCUUGAACUAUCCAUUACUUCAGGCGUAUGGAGCAGACUGCGCAACAGAUCCAGGUGGAGCACGAAGACUUAGAGUACAACUUGGAAAUAUACCGAACAGGGGAUCACGAUUACCUGCGGCAGCUGGUGUAAUAGAUAAAAUAAAAUUUGAAGCCAUGGUACACAUGAAAUCAACUGCUAUCCUGUCAGAUGAAUACCCAUUUGGCGUUGGAGUAGAGAUAGACGGAUCGGAGGUCUGGGUAGCAACAAUGAACGUCACUGCUGCUGCAGCAGACCCGAUUGAUUUCCCUCUAGACAGCUUUACGGCUGUUAACGGCCUAUCAAAGGAGGUUGGAGAGGGGUUUCUUGCUACUGCUGUCAUAACCUUUGAAAAGAGAGGACUUGCUUCAGUUAUUUAUAAAGUGCAGUCGUCUAAAAAUGGAGGAGGAAUAUCCGGUAUUAUGAUAUCACAGGCUUAUGUUGAGAGUUCUGGGGCAAACAUUGAAUGUGCGUCUGUCACAACGACAUACGAAGCAUCUGUAGCAGAUGGAAUUGUGGACAUUGCAUAUAUUAACAUUACAGCCGCUAAUCAUGGUACUAAUAAUUCAGCAGUAAACACGGACGCCGACAAGAUACAUAUCAAUGUCGCUAUGGUGGGCAGUGUUGGCUACGCAGUAGACGGCCAGCAAUACGACGUCGUAAUGACUAUGCACGAUCCAGUGCCUGGGACACAUACACAAACUCUUACUUUCACUAUGAGCGGAACUGUUACAUAUGACACCAACUGUAACCACACUUUUGAAUUGACGAGCGAUUGUGGCGACAACCAGGUCAUCACAGAAGGUUCAACUUUUGACCUACUUUUGACAAUCACCACACAAAGAGGCUCGAAUCCGGAAAGUCUACAAAUUGAGUUUCCUAUUCCUUCUAAUGUUACUGACGGAACGUUUGUUGUCUGUGGAAUUGAAGUAGUAAAAAUGGGAAAGAACUUGGUAUGCUUCAAUCCUGUCCAGCUUGUUGAUAAUGCCAAUAAAACAACCCUUAGUGAUGGUACUUAUGAGUACGUUGCAAUGGACAUGAAGCCUGCAUGUAAUAUGCCCCUUUUUGAUGAUGAGGAAGAAGAUAAAUUGGUACUUCGAAUCAAGUCAAAAUUUAAUGAGGGAAUAAAUCUAACAAGAUCAGAGGACUAUUGGUUCGGAAUUGGUUCUAAAUACACAUCCACGCAAAUAUGGGUAGCUCAGUAUCCGCUUUCUGGACAGCCUAUAUACGACUUUGAAGGUCCAGCUAUCAUCACGCAUGUGAACAUUCUUAACAAUAUCAACGACAACUCCACAUUUCCAGGAAACUACUCUAUGACAAGAAGUUUUGAUGGUACUAGCUUCGAUACACUUCCAGUUGAAGUUGGUGCACCAUCGGAUAAUGGAACUCAUUCCAUAUAUCAAUUGACAAGUCCACUGAUUGCCAAAAAGGCAGGUCUAAUGACAGAAAACUGUAAUUCCAUGUGUGGUGUUGAUUACGACUUUACCUAUGUCUCACUCAAAGACUAUAUUGAUAUAUUCGGAGACGACAGCGAGCUAUUGAUAAACGACAUGAUAAACGUUUUUGACAACUCCUCUAGUACAUGCAUGAAUCUUCCUGUCCAGGGGAAUACUCCUCCAGUCUUUUGGGCAAGAAUCAAUACCACCAUCCUAAACAUCAAUCUACAGAGUUUUACAAUAACUGUUGAGGGCGAGGGAAUAUCAUGUGUUCGUCAUGGAGCAGACAAGGUCCUGCAGAUUUCUUACCCAGUGACAUCUUCUGUCGGCCGUUUCCAUGGUGAUGUUAAGUUCUGCAAGAAUACAAUGAGCACCACAGGAUCACCAAACACGUGUACAUACACGUGUAUGUGUCCAAAUCCGGCAGAGUGCUCCGAGAUCAUCAUAUUUCUGGCAAGUACUGUCGGUGCACCGUCCUGGAGGCUGUGUGGACUGACUGCAGAAAACAUAUAAUGAUCGAGAAAGACAGAAAGCAAGAAAGGAUGCAAGUUCGUUUUCUCAAGAAUGAUGGAAAAAAAUUCAUGGAAAUUUGAAGAUUUUUUUUUUUAAAUUUAUUUUAGAUAUUGUAUUCUCUGUUUUAAUGUUGCUUUUGUAAGAGUAAAGACAUUUUAGAGGGCAAAUGGUAGUGAAAGCAACUGUUUCUAAUAGUUCAUUUUAAAAAGAAAAUGUUUAUUUAGAAAUAUUUAAAAGAAUGAUUUGGGUCAUAUUUAUGCUAGUACUAAAACAAUAAAUAAAUAUUUCAAAAUUAGACUUUAUUAACUAUGUUCAGUACUAGUAUAUAGAUUUUAUGUUUAAGGUACAUACAGUUUCCUUUAUGUAAAACAUAUAUUCGAUCUUAGUUUACUAAAUAAAUUUAACGUACAUUUACCAAAGAGAAGAAAACACUUUAUUCAAUAAUUGCUUUGUAAUUCUACACCAAGUGAAUAUCUGUGAUAGUUAUUUUAUUUAUAAUAUUUGAUAUUUAAUGUUUAAUUGAUUAUUGUGUAGUAUGUUCAUAACCAUUAUUCAUUCCGCCAAGCUUUGCCAUUGUCUAGAAAUCUUGAAGACGGUUGAUAUGCAGUCGCUUAGCAAACUAUGUUGGUACCUGAGCCCCUAUGAAACGAAAAAGGUCCGGUACCAAAUAUUUUUCCCGAUUUUUUUUUCAAAUUAUGGUCAUUUGCAUUUGCGCCCACCUUUACUUAAAUUCGGAUUUUCUUAUACUUUGGCAAAUGGCGUAUUCCGGACAUAUGACACACCAUAAAUGUUCAUAGAUAUCUUAAAACUGCGAGGUUGAUCAAAUGUUGGAAUAUAAUUCAAAUUCAGUGCUUGUACUUGUUAAAACAUAUAGGAGGAUUGUCGUCACUAAAACCAAAAAUGUACCAAAGGAAAUGUCUUCAAUCAAAUUAAGUCAUUUUCAAUCAAAAAGUGGUUUUUUUAAAACAAGAUUUUUUUUCUUCAAAAUUGCCUUUCCUUCAAACGCAAUAUUAAAACGCUUAAUAACUUGAUAAUAUGGAUAAAUAUCAAAUUGUUGAAAAAUAUUCACAUCAGUAAUAUUUAAACAACUUCUCUUAUUUUUAUCCUGUGAACGUUAGAAAAUCCAAGGGUAAUUUAUCCGUAUUUUUUUUUGUAAAAAAUAUGGUUCUGUAAAAAUUUGAACUAAUUGCUGGUCAUUUGUAUCUUCUUCUAUUAAAACCAUUUUAAUUGUUGUAACAUGAAAAAUCAAUACGUUCUGAAUUUUGAAAACAAAGAAUCUUUUAAAAAAAUUGGCGACUUUUUUAAAAUUAUGUAGGACAAUGGGUUUACAUUUAACCACUAAAUUGAUUUUCCAACGUAAACGGCAUUUAUUUUUAGAUACAAAGGUUAAAAAACUUAGCUUUUAAUUUCAUUAUUUUCAUCACAUUUCUUUUGAGAUUUUGCAAUAAAAUAUUGAUCAUUAUACUAUUAGUUGUAAAUGUUGUUUUACUUGUUUUAUAUUAAUAUUAUCAUUUUAUAAUCGUGCUGCUAGAGAAAAAAGAAAAGUAAACUUAACUUUUCACUCGUAAAAAUGUAACAGAGUUCUUAACUUUACAAUGCAAAUUUGGUUGAAAGCAUUUGGAAAACUCUAAAUUCCACAAAUUUCAAGAAUUUCAUAGUUUUAAGAUGGAUUUGAUUUAUUUGUUUAGACUAAUGCACUCUAAAUAUGAACAGAUCUAUAUAACUUUUUUUAUAGUAGGUAUUUAUUUCAUAUAUGUACUAUUGAUGAUCAUGGUAAUAUAUAUAAAAAAAAAAAUAUGUUUUAUUAUAUUCGAAUUUGGAUGAAUAAGAUACAGUUAGAAAAUGACGAAUUGACUUUCCUAUUAAAAUGCACAAACAUAACUUAUAUUUCUUUUUGAAACUAACAUAUUAAACACUUAAUUUUCGUGAGCCAAUUAAUAUAGUACCGAUAUAUAAUGGUUAACGUUAGAUUUGCUCGAUGCCUGAUACAGAUGGAUUUUUGGUCCUUAAUGCUCUUCAACUUCGUACUUUAUUUGGCCUUUUGAACUUUUUUGGAUACAAGCGUCACUGAUGAGUUUUUUGUAGACGAAACGCGCGUCUGGCGUAUAUACAAAAUUAGGUCCUGGUAUCUAUGAUUAGUUUAUUGUAUAAUCAAUUGGAGCGAUCUUUCUUACAUUUUAUUUUUCAAAUCGCAUUUUUGAAUAAUGUGAGGGAGAUUGUUUUUCUUUAAUUUCAAUAACUGCAACAGCAGACAACAAACAUUUGCCCAUAUAUUUGCAUAUUUGAAUAUUUUAACUUUUAACUGAUCGUUUAUCAAACAAAACAAAUUUUGCAGGCGAUUAAUAUUAUGAACAAACAAUUAAGUUAUUAUCUUUAAAUAGAUACAUACUAGUAUUUAAUUGAUCCGUUUCACGAAGUGUGCAAUAUCAAGAAAAAUAAUAUUAUUUUUUUACAAUGAUAUUUUUUUUGUAUCUGUGAUGAUAUCUGUGAUUAUAUUUUUCUAUGUAUAUGUUAAAAUUUACUGCUGUAUCUGUUUUCAUAUUUUCUAGUUCGGUUUUACAAUAAAUAU